Capsella rubella is the source of this 2763-nucleotide messenger RNA. RefSeq lists its product as uncharacterized. The record is from RefSeq and is a predicted model, not a curated record. NCBI's taxonomy places the organism in Eukaryota, Viridiplantae, Streptophyta, Magnoliopsida, Brassicales, Brassicaceae. Bases 1696 to 2337 code for a protein of 213 amino acids. Gene Ontology annotation, molecular function: zinc ion binding. The transcript has 2 exons.
ACCUUUGAUCAUAUUGGAAGCAGAGUAAACUGUAAAAGUGUUUUCUCCGGCGGAACUCGUAUGCAAGUGAGCUUUUUCCCGCCUUGGCAAGGUUUUGUAGUGCUCUAGUAAUGGAUACCAGAAAGAUUCCAGUGUUGUGUUAUUGGAAUGGGUUUAUAAAAGAUGGUCAUGAUGGUCCAUUCUCUGAAGGAUCCAGUUCCGAGAGUUAUUAGAGUUGAAAGCAACACUGAUUUCCCCAAAUUGUUAAAUCAUCUGCAUCGUGUUACCGGAUUUGAAAAGGGGAAGUUUCAGAUUGGAUUGAUUUGCAGGUAUCCUUCUAUCGUUCAGCAAUCUAUGGUGAAGUUUGUGCGUAUGCCUAUUGUUGAUGAUUGUAGUUUAGAGACUAUGCUUGAGGUUCCAAGUUAUCAUCCUUCUAUUAGCAACGUGGAGUUGUAUUUAGAGGCCAAACAGGUUCUUAAUGAAGGUAUCAGCGCUAUUUCUAGUUCCUUGGCUAAUCAGGCUACACGGAAUCGUUCUCGGCAAGAGGAUGGUAGUAUCGAUACAGAUGUAAAUGUGAGUGUGAAAUAUAUAACACUCUAAGAACACCUCAGGAGGAUAACUAUAACAGGUGGGUGGAAGAAGAGGAAUGUACGGAUUGCGGUAAGUGUAACUGUGGCGAUGGUGGUAAUAGUGGGACUGCACAGAAGGAUUCAAAUACGAAAAUUCCAGGUUUAACAAAAAGCCUUGUAGAUAAUGUCUCAGAGCAGAUGAUUUUCUCUAGUUCAUGGCUUGAUGAACGUGAGUUGCAUCUUGGGAUGGUUUUCCGAGAUAAAAACGAGUUGGGUAAAGCAGUGAAGUUGUACUCUAAUCGAAGACAGCGGAUUUACACUAAGUACGAGUUUUCAGGUAUUUAUGAUUAUAAGUGCAUGAAUAACUGUGUAUGGAUUCUAAGUGCAGCAAUAGCUUUAAGAUAACAAAAUAUAUAGGUCCACACAGUUGUAAGCCAGCAAAUGUGAGCUCAGAUUUUCUAGCAGGUGAGCUCAAAGGUCUAAUGAUGGCUCAGCCCUCACUCUCAAUUGCAGAGCUAAACUUGUGGGUGAAAGAAGAAUUUGGCUACACAGUCUCACGUACCAAUAUGUGGGAUGCUAAAAAGAAAGUAAUCACUGCAAUCUUGGGAGAUUCAGACAAGAGUUUUAACGUAUUGCUUAAGCUCAUCUAACAAGAUGGUCUUGGAAUGGCAAUAUGAUUUUUUUUUUUAAUCCCAACGAUGCAUUCUUUUCGCUCUGUGUUUUGGGCGUUUCGGCAGUCAAUUGAAGGUUUUGCACACCUCAGACCUUUGAUCAUAGUGGAUACAAUAGACUUGAAUGGUAAAUACCCUGCAAAAAUGUUGGUUGCAGGGGCCUUUGAUGCUGAAAACAGGCUGUUUCCACUUGCAUUUGCAACUACUACCCUAGAGAGUUUAUCAGCUGAUACCUGGCGUUGGCUCUUUGCUUGCAUCAGAAAUAAAAUAACGCAACAGGAAGGCCUUUGUCUAAUAACAAGUCUGAAUCCUGAAAUAGUUGCAGUUGUUAACGAACCUGUGUGUCAGUGGGCGCAACAUCGGUUCUGUCUUAGGCAUAUGUGCUUCAAAUUUUAUGAUGUUUUCCAUAACAAGCUCAUGACAGAUCUGCGAGGGACAUAUCAAGUUUUGAUUACUACUUGAAGAAAAUCUAAAAGAUGGACCCAGAUGUUAGGAAAUGGUUAGAAAGAAUGCCUCCACGUCUAUGGGCUCUGGCUUAUGAUGAUGGCGGGAUUAGAUACGGGAUCAUGACUGCAAACACAAUCUUUAUGACUUAUGGUUUCAUAAACAAAGCUCUUGAUUUUCCAAUCUCAACCUGCAUCUUGCUAAACUUUGAUGACCUGGCAGAGCUUUUAAAAUCUCGACAUGGUCUUUCAGCGGAAUCACUGAACAGAAGAGACCUAUACGCUAAACAUGUCAUGAAAAAUCUUGAAGAGUACAAGGUAGCUUCUCAAACACAUGAUGUACUGCCAUUAUACCAGACCGGAGAGAGUUUUCAGGUGACGGAAGUGAUGCAAGUUGAAAAGAAGGGAUUUGUUGUUCAUUUUAUAAACCGGGUUUGCACGUGUGGGAUAUGGCAACUUUGCAAGUAUCCAUGUUCUCAUGUGUUAGCAGCAUGCAGGAGGAUGAACAGUGACCUUUUGCAGUAUGGAAAUGAUUGUUACAAUACAGAGAUUUCUCUUCGAGUUUAUGCAGCUGAUUUUAAUCCGCUUCCGGGAGUCUCUAAUUGGCCAGAAGCUUCUGAAGUUCCAAGACUGCUUCCUCCUGGACUCGUCCGCCAUCAGUUUUCUGGCCAGUGACAACAGAGCCAUCACACAACGACACAGCUACAAGCAAGUCGGUAAUAGGCAAAAAAACGAUCCAAUGGUAAGAAGAAAGAGGCCUGUGGAUCAGACUGAAUUUGAACCAACCGAACUAAACAAUAAAAGAGGGUUAUGUUCUCUAUCUGAUUUUACCUUGACUUUAGUUUGGUCUGCUUUGAGUUUAGGGGACACUAUCGGAUUUAUGAGAAGCGGCUUCGAACCAUAUAGAAACGAUUUUACUAUGGAAAAUAUGCAACCAGUUUAAUGUAGGAUUUGGGAGGGUGUAUAAAACUGGUUUGGUUCAGACUCAGAGUUGUUCAUUUACUUUUGUAUUGCUUAUGUGAGAUAUACUCAAAAUAGUCUUUCUCAUAGGAUUGUGUGGCCUAGACUCCAAAUUUAAUAGAGAAGCAGUCUUAAACAUCA